GUUGGAAAUAGCUCGAAUUCAGGCUAUUCUUACAAAAUCAUGGUAGUCCUUAAACUCCUGCAUUUAACUUGACGUGUUACAGAGUUAUUACUUUGCGCUAUGCGUCGAGAGAGCUUCCAUACAAGUCAUGUUGCUUACGAAUAUUGACCAGAAGCAGCCUGGUUUUGCAUGGAGGCUGAGGCAGGGGCGCAAGCUAAUGGGCAGCGGCAUGGCCGCAGCAACAGGACAAGACGGAGGAGCCGUAGCCGCAGCUCUCAGCAUGCGAGGAAUGCACUCCUCUCUGUGCUGCUAGACUCGGACAACUCGGACGAAGCCCAAGGUUUAGGGCAGGAGGAACCCCACCCAGCUGAUCGCCAGCCAGUGCUUGCGAACGUAGAGGUGGAUGGAGCCCGGCCGAUACCCAUAACACACCAAGCAGCCACAGUUUCACAGGGGCUCACCAGCCUUCCCACUGCUGCGGGUCCCCUUGAACCCAGUCAUCUUGUACCCAGUGCACAGCCACCAACGAUGGCUGCCCCAGCGAGUCUUUUCCGCGCGCCCGGAAUGCGCACCUCCAACGUCAGCUUUGUUGCCGAAACCCCGGUUGCCAGCCCGCUGACAGAGUCGCUCUUUGAACGGAUUCCUGCCACACCCACCGAAGAGCUUGAGCGACUGAUGCAGUGUAACGGACUGCCACUUGGGGAUCCCGGACAGCAGCCUCACCCUUCCCUCCAACAGCAGCAGCAACAGGUGCGUGCUGUGGAGGACUACCAGCAGGCCUUGGACAUGUCCAUACCUUCGUCCCUCGAACCACCACCAGCAGCCGAGUAUGCGCCACCUGAGCAUCGGCCGCCUGCUUACGGCCCCAGUGCCUCUACCCACAUGAUGCCACCGCCGCCGCCAAGACAGCCCCCGCAAGCAGUACAGCUGCCUACGCCCCAGCAGCAGCAGCCAGGGCAUCCUGUUCCACCACAACUCGCUGCACAGCAGAGCUUUAAUACUCUAUACCCUGAUCCUGGGCCAAUGCCACCGCCAGCGAUGCCGCCACCGCCACCGCGGCCUGUGCCACCGUGGGCGCCACCUCCCUCCUCGUACGCAGCACCAGCUCCCGAUGCAGCCGCGCGGCGGGGCCACGUCGGUGAUGUCAGGUCCGUUCCAGUACCAGCAGUGCAGGACAGGGAGCCUGGCGGCUUAGUUACAAACCGGAAUCCCCCUGAGCCUGUGACCACGACCUUCGCGGCUUCACGGCCUGCACCAGCGCCGUCGGCAGUUCCCGCUUCAGCAUCGACAGUGGUGCAGGUCUGCAGGCAAGGCCAACAACACACCACGCUGCCACUCAGCCCCGCGCGCGCACGCGUCGGAGUCCAACAGCCAGCACCCGUGUCGUAUAAGUCGCCGACGGCGCAAGCCAACAAGGCUGGUGGAUUUGCGUCUUUGUUGCUGACAAAGAGCCCAGCGCAUGUGUCCGGGGCGACAGGCGGCGGCGUCAACGGUGCUGCAGCGGGCCACCGGUCGCCCGCUGAGGUCGCUCCUGGGCACCGGUCGCCCCUGCUCCAGCGGACCGGUGGCCAGCCAGCAGGCAGCCACUACCCGGGCCUGUCCCUGCAGCCCUGUAAGCCAUCUCCGCGAAAUGUGGGUUACAUCGAGACCAGCGGAGCCAAUGGUGCAGGCGCUACAUUUGCCGCGGCAGGCCGUGGUGAUGAUGGUAUCCCUCUUGGCCACCCAGGUGGCAACGGCUACGGUGGUGGCAGCAACGGCUCUUCGCGCGCUCGGCUGAACCUAGCUGACAAGCUGCACGCUGGCGCCGGCAUCAGCGUCAUCAGUCCCCUUGCGUCGGAGCUCGGCCAGACCCUCGCACCCCGUGCUUCUGCAGUGGCUCUGCCGCCUAUGCACUUCAUGCCAGGCGUGCGAGGUCCCCCGGCUACGUCAGCUGCUGUAGCGGCCCCAACCGGAACCCCGCUGCAUGUGACCAGCACCCGGCCGCAGGGUCUUGCGGCCGCUGCGGCAGAGGACCACACGCCCGCCUGCCAGCUGCUACGGGGCCUGGCCGCGCCCACAACGGCUCCGCCCAGCAGCGCCCGCAGCACCCCGUUUGAUGAAGACAUGUUUGCUGCGCUGGAUUCUUUGGAGCGGAGAGUAACCCAUGCAACAGCCGUGGGUGGUGGAGCUGGUGCUGCGGGGGUAGGCGCACAGGGCUGGGGCCCGAUGCCGCCGCCACAGGGCGACGGGCAGCAGCUGCACGCGGGACAGCCGGCGGGGCCGUACGUGGAAGGAACGGUCGGGGCGCCUAUCACCACGGCUUUCGAGCUUAUGCAGCAGCAGGAGCAGCAGCACCAACAGCCGCAGCAGCAGAACAUCUGGCCUUGGCGGCCCCCUCAGCCACCGCAGGCGCCGCGUCAAGAGGUGGCCCAACACGGCCGGGAUGGCCCAUCCGCCGAGACUGCACAACAGGCGCCGCAUGCAGGUGCGGCUGCUCAUUGUAUGCCAGGAACAGAGCAUGGUCAGGGCUCAGCUGCAGGAGGAGCAGGGGUCCCAGCAGCAGCCGCUGGGCCCCAGCAUGCGGCGGCGGACGCGUCAGGCCGCACGCCCGCGAUUGUCCUGAGGGGUGCAGGCGGAGUUGCGGCUCAGGGACCUGUACCUGCAACUGAACCGACACCAGAAUCCGGCAGCUUCUUUGCGGCCCUUGACGAACUUGAGGAGAGGCACCGUCGGGCCGAUGCGUUGGCUGCGGCAGCAGGACCGGAUGGGGCAGAGGGCCCGGGAGCAGCAGCAGCCGCAGCGGGUGGAGAUGGCCAUGCUGCCGGGGCUGCUGCGAUGGGGGCUGGCGGCGGCCUGGCAAAGGAAUCGCCGCUUCCUGUCAAGCAAUUGGCAUUCACGCCCGUGCACGCAGUGCAUCAGCAAUCUUCCUUGGGAUACCAACACCAGCAGCAGUCGCACUUUGCCAGGCCGCCUUCUAUGAAUGCUGGUGCUGCGCCUGUCGGCCCGCAACCGCACGCCCGGCCGCAAGACGCCCACUCAAAUCACUACAGCCGCUACCAGCAUCAGCAACCAUGGCAGCAGCAGCGGAGAGGGGCGGAUGCACCCGGCUCUCAUUUCCCAGGGCCCUUGCAGCAUGGGGAGAUGCAGCAGCAGGGACCUCCGGCGCCUCAGCAGGAGCCACAACCACAGCAGGUGGAUGUACACGGGCAAGCGGCACAAUCGCUUCUUGG
Astrephomene gubernaculifera is the source of this 3188-nucleotide messenger RNA. The record is from the annotation of a GenBank genome assembly. NCBI's taxonomy places the organism in Eukaryota, Viridiplantae, Chlorophyta, Chlorophyceae, Chlamydomonadales, Astrephomenaceae.